Molecule: messenger RNA, 576 nt
Organism: Carlito syrichta (Philippine tarsier)
Lineage: Eukaryota; Metazoa; Chordata; Mammalia; Primates; Tarsiidae
Product: SET and MYND domain-containing protein 5
Exons: 5
Source: RefSeq, a predicted model, not a curated record
AGGCGGGGUCAAGGGUCAGAAGGCGGAGGCGCGCCCAAGAUGGCGGCCUCCAUGGGCGACGUGUUCUCCUUUUGCGUGGGCGUGGCAGGCCCGGCCCGUGUCUCCGUGGAAGUCCGUUUCGCGAACAGCGCCAAGGGAAAGGGGCUGUUCGCCACACAGCUGAUCCAGAAGGGGGAGACCAUCUUCAUGGAACGGCCCUUGGUGGCUGCGCAGUUUCUCUGGAAUGCACUGUAUCGCUACCGGGCCUGUGACCACUGCCUUCGGGCACUGGAGAAGGCAGAGGAGAAUGCCCAGAGGCUGACUGGGAAACCAGGCCAGGUUUUGCCCCACCCAGACCUGUGCAACGUGCGCAAGGACCUCCACCAGAACUGUCCACACUGUCAGGUGAUGUACUGCAGUGCAGAAUGUCGGCUGGCAGCUGCUGAGCAAUACCACCAGAUCCUGUGCCCAGGCCCCUCCCAGGAUGACCCCCUGCAUCCUCUCAAUAAGCUGCAGGAGGCGUGGAGGAGUGUUCACUACCCCCCUGAAACUGCAAGCAUCAUGUUGAUGGCCCGGAUGGUGGCCACAGUGAAGCAG